AUGGCCGCUCAAGGACGAUGUAACGUACCCUACGUCCCAGCAAUACCCAGUCUCCGUUACUUUAGGGGGCGCCAGAUGCACAGCGCCUGGUACCGUUAUCCUAACGACUUGCACGCGCGACGUGUCCUAAUAGUGGGAAACAAUUCGUCCGGCGCAGAUAUUGCGCGUGAGCUAUGCGGAGGAGCGGUACGAUCUUGGUCCUCAGAGGCUGGAUCCUCGGCACCAGUGUGUGUGUUUCAUUCGUACGCGCAUGUGGAUCAGCCACCGCCUAUGGACUACGACCCGCGCGAUCCAGCCAGUCCUGCAUGGUGCCGCAACAUUCACGUGGUUGGGCCCAUUGAUCACGUCGAGUCGGACGGCACGUUGGUGAUGCAGAGUGGCGAACAUCUUGCGGACAUUGAUCUGAUCAUUUGGGCGACGGGCUUCAUGUACCAGGCGCCGUUUCUUGUGCCUACUCAGGCACCAAUAUCAGAGGCGCCCCUAGUGGUGCAGGAUGCCCAUACACGCACGGCACCUGACGUACAGGCCGCCAGCGUCCUGCACAAUCUCGAUGAUUGGAUGCUAUUCUACAAGGCCGACCGUAGCUUGUGCUUCUUGGGCCUGCCGAACCGGAUCGUGCCAUUUCCAUUCACACAGCUCCAGGCCAGAGUGGCAGCACAUGUAUGGCUGCGGCAGAUCCCGCCGCUUCCCCGUGUACGAGCGCAUUUGCCAGUGAGUGAUCCGCAGCGAUGGGUCGUCGAGACACCGUCGGAACACACGGCACGUUCCGGCCCCGGACCGGACGUUUGGGGCGACUUGACCAUGGGUGCAGAGGCAGAAGCUGCCUAUGUGGCUGCGUUGCAGUCGCUACUCCCACCGAGCGACGAUCCUUCGUGGGCACCGCUGCCGACAUCCUGGCACACAAUGCGUCGGCAAGGCAAGGCGCUGCGCCGUGAGCAUCUCGGGUAUUGA
Malassezia sympodialis ATCC 42132 is the source of this 951-nucleotide messenger RNA. RefSeq lists its product as uncharacterized. Gene Ontology annotation, molecular function: NADP binding; N,N-dimethylaniline monooxygenase activity; flavin adenine dinucleotide binding. NCBI's taxonomy places the organism in Eukaryota, Fungi, Basidiomycota, Malasseziomycetes, Malasseziales, Malasseziaceae. The record is from RefSeq and is a predicted model, not a curated record.